Oncorhynchus nerka (sockeye salmon) is the source of this 492-nucleotide messenger RNA. RefSeq names its product N-alpha-acetyltransferase 60, NatF catalytic subunit. Gene Ontology annotation, molecular function: protein-N-terminal amino-acid acetyltransferase activity; histone acetyltransferase activity. Lineage: Eukaryota; Metazoa; Chordata; Actinopteri; Salmoniformes; Salmonidae. Bases 206 to 463 code for a protein of 85 amino acids. The transcript is spliced from 3 exons. Gene Ontology annotation, biological process: N-terminal peptidyl-methionine acetylation. The record is from RefSeq and is a predicted model, not a curated record. Gene Ontology annotation, cellular component: Golgi membrane.
GAAGCCAACUCGGCUAGUUGUCAAAUUAGCAAAAGCUGACUAGCCAGCUAAUGUAUUGGUGGGAGACCAGUGUCAGUGGUUUUCUGAAUAGAGAGCAAAUUUGGGUUUUAUCAUGGUGUUUCCACUGUAGAAAACACUUUAAACGACACCCCAAGGGAUUUCACCCCACACUUUCCUCUUGUUCGAGCGCAUAAACAAGGUGUGAAUGACCGACGUGGUGUCCCCCACUGCGCUCAGCGAAGUCCAGCUCCGCCUCCUCUGCCACGAUGACAUAGGCAGCGUCAAGCUGCUGUGCGGCGAUUGGUUCCCCAUCGAGUACCCAGACUCAUGGUAUAAUGACAUCACAUCCAACAAGAAGUUCUUCUCCCUCGCCGCCAUUUUCAAGGGAGGCAUCGUGGGAAUGAUCGUAGCUGAGAUCAAGGGCCGGACCAAAGUACACAGAGAGGUACUGGUGCUGGGGUAGAGAUGGUCCUGACUGACUGACAGUACACA